Messenger RNA from Caenorhabditis bovis, 1356 nucleotides. The record is from the annotation of a GenBank genome assembly. NCBI's taxonomy places the organism in Eukaryota, Metazoa, Nematoda, Chromadorea, Rhabditida, Rhabditidae.
AUGCAAUCGGUUUUCGCGUUGGUGUGCCUCGUCUAUUAUUUGCUCAUUGCGAACUUCUACAAACAAUCGAACGGAUUUCAGGACCAUUAUAAUCUGACAUAUGCGUUUUGGAAAAUCACGCCGAUUCUGUUUUUGGCGGGCUUCACGUUUCUCCAUGGCGGCGGAAUGAAGCGACGCUAUCGAUUGGCGGCGGCUGGCGGACUCAUUUUUGGCGGAAUUGGCGAUUGGAUAAUUGGAAUCGAUCGCGAUGGAAUUAUUCCCGGCGCGAUUGCCUUCGGAAUUGGCCAUCUUUUCUAUUUGUCGAUUUUCAUUCGCCAUCGGACCCAAUUGCAUAAUCGUGCGGCUGUGGCGAUGCUCAUUUGGGCGGCAAUUAUCGGCCAAUUAUGCUUAUUGCCAUUAAUGCGAGUCCAUUUUGCGCCGGUUCUCAUCUUUUCGAUCUACUCGGUUUUGCUAUCGGUGGUGACCGUCAUCGCGGUUUCGCAAUAUUUGAACGGAUCGAAAACGCAGGAUGAACGGGCGCUCUUCUACCGCGCCAUCGGAUUCGGCCUAUUCUACGCGUCGGAUUCGUUUCUGAUUCUCACGCACACCGGCCAUUGGUCAUUUCAUUCUGAUCUGCUCGUGCUGGCCACUUAUUAUCAAGCGCAAUUGCUCAUUCUCUACGCCAACUCGAUAGCGUGCAAUCGGAAAUGCAUGUUCACGCCAUCGCAAUCGCUCGCCAUUUAUGGCGGCACCGCGUUUCUGGCGUACAUUGAAACGUCGGGAUACGAGAAGGAGAAGAAGGUGCUUCUGAGUCUGCCGUUUUUGGUGUUGUCGCUUCUCACGCUGGCGACGACAAUGCAUCCGAAGCCACGAUUUGCCACCGCCGCUUCGUUUCUGGUGAUGGCGACGGCGACGUACGCGCAGUCGAGUCUCCGCACGACGGCGCCAUUCCCGGCGUUGUUGAUCACCGUCGCCAAUUUGCUCUAUUAUUUGUCGUAUAGAGAUCUCGUCACGAAUCAUUCGAAGCCGGUCAUUGUGCUGUCGGUGAUCGUCACGUUCGGCGUGUUUGUGUACGUGUUGCGCGACGUCGUCGUCGCCAUACCGUACUUGGCGGCAAUUCUGAUGACGGUGUUCAUCUCGCACAUACUGCUCAUCUCGACGGCGGCCAGCGUUUGCCAAUACGGCCAACACGGCGAUUACGACGCGCGUCAGGCGUCGAUGGUCCGCCUCAUCGGCGCGAUUCUCGCGUGGCUCUCGUCGCUGCUGUUCUUCAUCAACGCGUUUCAGACGCACACGCGAACGGUGCACACCGUUUCGCGGGUCCUUAUUUAUUUGGCCAACAGCUUGUUGUAUAUUUCGAACGAGCGCGCGUUUUAG